UUCAGAGGUGUACUCUUUCAGUGUUCCCUUCCUCAGAGACCCUAAAUAGAUAGACGAUGAUUAACUUUAACUGAGAGGACUUUAGGAUCACACCACCACACACUGUAGAGAUCAGAUACAGUUGACAGCUGAACCAGACCCUGUCUCAGCCCUGCUACCCUCCUUGGUACCUGACAGAGAAACAGCUGGACCAGACCCUGUCUCAGACCUGCUACCCUCCUUGGUACCUGACAGAGAAACAGCUGAACCAGACCCUGUCUCAGCCCUGCUACCCUCCUUGGUACCUGACAGAGAAACAGCUGGACCUGACCCUGUCUCAGCCCUGCUACCCUCCUUGGUACCUGACAGAGAAACAGCUGGACCAGACCCUGUCUCAGACCUGCUACCCUCCUUGGUACCUGACAGAGAAACAGCUGGACCAGACCCUGUCUCAGCCCUGCUACCCUCCUUGGUACCUGACAGAGAAACAGCUGGACCAGACCCUGUCUCAGCCCUGCUACCCUCCUUGGUACCUGACAAAGAAACAGCUGGACUAGAGCCUAUAGCAGACCGCUUCAGGACCUGCCUCAAGGACCGGGUCAGGAUGGAGCCGGCAGUGGAGUCCCAGCAGGACCAGGGGACAGAGGGGAAUCUGGGGACAGGGUGCAGGCACAGAGAGAUGGCCCUGAAGUGGUUCAUGGAGACUCAAGAUCCUCUCAUCCUCCAUGAGGGAAAUUUCCCCUCCUGGUUCGAAGGAUUCAUCACCAGAAGAGAUGCGGAAGAGAUGCUGAGAGACAAAGAACUAGGCUGUUUCCUGAUCCGACUAAGUGACAAAGCCAUGGGAUACAUCCUGUCAUACAGAGGCCGUGAUCGAUGCAGACACUUUGUGAUCAACCAGAGUAAGUCAGGCCAGUUCAUAGUGUCUGGAGACACAGAGGAGCAUGAGACCCUGGGAGAACUGAUAGAACACUACAAGACCAGCCCCAUAGAGCCCUUCAGAGAGUACCUGACCUGUUCCUGUCUAGAGUCUUCCAGAGGAGAAGUCUAUGACGUCAUCAAAGUCAACCUCAGAGAGAAGCCGGGGGUCAGUGUGAGAGCUGUGAGGAGCCUGUGGGACGCACAGAGUGACCAGCAGGGUGACUGGACCAGGGAUAGUCCUAGCGACCACACCGAGGAGCACCCUCCUCCUCCCACACUGCCUCCCAAAAGCAGCAGGAAACCAGAGGAAGAACCCUCUCUGCCAACUGUACCUAGAGUACCACCUGUGCCUAGAAGGGGCGGUCCUUUGAAGAGCAGUUCCCUGGAUUACCAACAGGGUAGUGCUCAGAGAAGGGCGUUGUAUGCCCAGCUGGAGAAGCACAAGGCCAUGAAUCCCCAACCCAGGAGCCUGGAGGGUCUACCAAGAGCUCCAGAAGGAAGGGCUGAAGGCCUGGGUCCUGUAGCCCAACAUCAAACCCCUCCUCAGAGGGGGGGCAUCCCCAGUGGUAAACCUGGAGCCCCAGGCCCUGCCUCAGCCCCUGGACCAGACCCAGGCACAGUCUAUUCAGAGCUACUCAGCCUGCUGGACUGCAAGAGUAAGUCUCUGCCUCUCCUGGACCUGGAUCCUGACUCAGAUGAGGGGGCCAAUUACUCCUACAGGCUGAGCACAUCUUCUUUUACUCCCCCAAGACUCUCUCCCAACCCCACUAAACGGACCACUAGCCCCUCCCUUCUGGACCAGAGCUACCCAUCUGGACCUUCCCUUCUGGACCAGAGCUACCCAUCUGGACCUUCCCUUCUGGAUCAGAGCUACCACAAGGAUACCUCCAAGAGACCUCCAAUAAUCAGCCACAGUCUGGAACAUCUAUGUAACAGCCCCAUACCUGCCCUCGUGUAUCAACUGGCAGGUAGACCCAGGGACCAGGAAGGAACCAUGACAUCGUUCAUGACAUCAUCCAUGACAUCAUCACCACAGGAAGAGGAAGAGGUAGCUAACAGUCUGUACGCUGAGGUCCCUUGUGAGCCGGUCCUCCGUCUCCUACUGGACGACACCUACGAACACAUACCAGAGUUGGGACUGAAAGGAUCAGCCAGACCUUAUGAACACAUACCAGAGUUAGGACUGAAAGGAUCAGCCAGACCUUAUGAACACACACCAGAGUUAGGACUGAAAGGAUCAGCCAGACCUUAUGAACACACACCAGAGUUAGGACUAAAAGGAUCAGCCAGACCUUAUGAACACAUACCAGAGUUAGGACUGAAAGGUUCAGCCAGACCUUAUGAACACAUACCAGAGGUAGGACUGGAAGGAUCAGCCAGACCUUCUGCUAACAACCACACCUAUGAAUCAGUGGAGGAGCUCAAGUCCAAACACACCACCUCUUCUUGGGGUAUAAAGAAAUGGAGAUGGCUGUUCCCUGAGAGACAGAAGAAAUAAUGGAGAAGCAACCCAUCAACCCAACACUACUGGACACCACAGUGUACUAUCCCAUCAACCCAAUACUACUGGACAGUGUACUAUCCCAUCAACCCAACACUACUGGACACUACAGUGUACGAUC
This is a messenger RNA of Oncorhynchus kisutch (coho salmon), 2519 nucleotides long. RefSeq lists its product as uncharacterized. The record is from RefSeq and is a predicted model, not a curated record. Lineage: Eukaryota; Metazoa; Chordata; Actinopteri; Salmoniformes; Salmonidae. Gene Ontology annotation, cellular component: cytoplasm. The coding region runs from base 584 to 2395 and encodes 603 amino acids. The transcript has 8 exons.